Molecule: messenger RNA, 619 nt
Organism: Etheostoma cragini (Arkansas darter)
Lineage: Eukaryota; Metazoa; Chordata; Actinopteri; Perciformes; Percidae
Gene: lamtor2
Product: late endosomal/lysosomal adaptor, MAPK and MTOR activator 2
Exons: 4
Coding region: 198-575 (125 amino acids)
Biological process (GO): cellular response to amino acid stimulus; positive regulation of TOR signaling
Cellular component (GO): Ragulator complex
Molecular function (GO): guanyl-nucleotide exchange factor activity; molecular adaptor activity
Source: RefSeq, a predicted model, not a curated record
GAAGAAGCAGCAGCAGCGCAGCAGCAGCCUACAAUUCCCACAAUGCAUUGAGAAGGCACCCGGAAAGGUACGAAAACAUCAGCUGACUAUGACCAGUCAGUGUCUACUUUUUGACAGUUUAAAGGCAGUUAUUUAUUCGUUUAAAAGAUAGUUGUUUUGUUAUUUUUGCAUUAGCAUAUGUUAGUGAGUAAGUAGCUAUGUUACGACCAAAGGCGUUAACGCAGGUUCUGAGCCAAGCGAACACAAACGGAGUCCAAAGCACACUCUUACUGAACAAUGAAGGUUCACUUCUGGCUUACUCUGGAUACGGGGACACUGACGCCCGAGUGACAGCUGCCAUCGCUAGCAACAUCUGGGCGGCCUACGACAAGAACGGUCACCAAGCCUUCAACGAAGACAAACUUAAAUUCAUACUUAUGGAUUGUAUGGAGGGAAGGGUGGCCAUCACUCGUGUAGCCAACCUAUUACUGUGUAUGUACGCCAAAGAGACGGUGGGUUUUGGAAUGCUUAAAGCCAAGGCAGAAGCCCUGGUACAGUACCUGGAGGAACCAUUAACCCAAGUGGCCGCAUCAUAGUGGAGACAUGACUGAAGCUCUGCCUGUCGCUUCUGUCUGCCUGG